Molecule: messenger RNA, 1450 nt
Organism: Podarcis muralis (Common wall lizard)
Lineage: Eukaryota; Metazoa; Chordata; Lepidosauria; Squamata; Lacertidae
Gene: PGLS
Product: 6-phosphogluconolactonase
Biological process (GO): carbohydrate metabolic process; pentose-phosphate shunt
Molecular function (GO): 6-phosphogluconolactonase activity
Source: RefSeq, a predicted model, not a curated record
UGCCGAGGCGGGCAGCCAGAGAUGCGCCUCCGGCCGCGGGACGGCGCUGCCGGGCCGUCCAGAGCAGCGAGGGCUUCCGAGGUCGCCGCCGGACUUCCGGUGCCUCCUGGGCGGGAUCGGGCUGCGCUGAGCUGCUCUGCGCUUCCUUCCAGCGCCUCUUCCGCCCGUGCUCCCUCGGCUACCUCCCGGUCUUCCGCCCGGCCGCGCUCGCUGCUUUCAUGGGUCCCCCCGGCUCCCUCGCCGCGCGGCCCUUCCGUUCCGCCCGCCGGCUCCCUCUCUGCCUCGCCCGCCAUGCCCGGCUCCUCGUCGUCCCGGCGCGGCCCGGCGGCCUCGGCGCCGCACGUCUCGGUCUUCCCUUCCCCGCAGGAGCUGGGCUCGGCGCUGGCGCAGCUGGUGGCGCAGCGCGAGGCGCAGUGCGGGGCGGCCGGCCGCUUCUCGCUGGGCCUGGCCGGAGGCAGCCUGGUGCGCGUCCUGGCCCAGGAGCUGCCCGCCGCCGCCGCCUGCCCGGCCCGCUGGCUCCUGGCCUUCGCCGACGAGCGCCGCGUCCCGCUCAGCGACCCCGAGAGCAACUACGGCGCCUACCAGACGUACCUCCUUUCUAAAAUUGCUGUACCUGAGGACCAAAUUGUUGUUAUCAACCCUUCGCUACCAGUGGAAGAGGCAGCUGCAGAUUAUGCAGCAAAACUGAAAGAGGCCUUCCAAGGCGAGGAUAUGCCUGUGUUUGACCUCUUGAUCUUGGGAGUGGGACCAGAUGGGCACACUUGCUCACUCUUUCCGGAUCAUUCUCUCUUGCAGGAGCGGGAGAAAAUAGUGGCUGCCAUUAGCGAUUCUCCAAAGCCACCUCCGGAGCGCAUUACGCUGACCCUCCCAGUGUUGAACGCGGCUCGCAGCGUGGUGUUUGUGGCCACUGGGGACAGCAAGGCUGCCGUGAUUAAGCGUAUUUUGGAAGGUGAUGAAGAGAACCCACUGCCAGCUGCCCUGGUCCAACCCCACACUGGGAAGCUGUAUUGGUUUCUGGAUGAGCCAGCUGCAAAGGAGUUGACAAUUCCCUUUGAGAAGCACUCCAUCUUGUAGAAGCUCAUGUUUCAGGUUGGGGAGAGCCCAUCAAAUGCAGGUUGUGGGAUAGAGCCCAGCCUGCCAACAUUCCAGGUCACGGUCUCCACAUCUGGUCGUAGCGCUCAGGAGCGGCACUAAACUAACACUGUUCCCCCCUUCCUUCCUCCUCUUAAAAAAAAUUAAUGAAGUGAUACAUUUGUGGAGCACUGUGUAACCAAUAUAAUUAUUUCUUUAGCCAGGACAAAGUGUGAAAUGGGGGUGGGGGGACGCUUGGGUCCAGCUACUAGUUGUAAACAGAGUUGCAGGGAACAGCGUUACAGUCUUUUAUCAUGUGAACAGUCUAAUGUGGUGUAAAGUGAGUGCACAAUUAAAGAUAUAAAGUACAGCCACUCCA